Molecule: messenger RNA, 1278 nt
Organism: Suillus subalutaceus
Lineage: Eukaryota; Fungi; Basidiomycota; Agaricomycetes; Boletales; Suillaceae
Exons: 4
Coding region: 294-1118 (274 amino acids)
Source: RefSeq, a predicted model, not a curated record
AGUCGGGUUUAGUAUGUACUUGGCAUGCUUUGUACUAGUAAAAGGCGCUAUGUAAGGUACGUACGCGAUGACCAAAGUCAUAUUGGCUUCUUUGAUUAUUCGCUUGGUUGACUUUUCCUUUUGACUUGCUUCGAACCCUCCCUGUUUUUUUUUUGCUUGUCGCUAUAUCACUUCUACGACUUCAUACCCUGUACCGCCAGUCACUCCUUUGUUCAUACGGUCCUUAGCUAUACCCCCAAAAACGACAAUUUCAGCCACCCGAACCUCAUCUGACUUUCAGUCUAUAAUUCCCAAUGCUAGUGUUGUCGAUCUUCCUGCUAGUUUCUGCGAUCCUUCCUUUCACCAUUGGCGAUACCCAUGGCCGUGACAAACGCGGACACCAUCAAGAACUAGCCCAGCGGGCGCGAGGCGACGUGGGCAUCCACAAACGUGCUUUCAACAACGCACGCUUCACCUUUUAUGACGUUGGCUUGGGUGCUUGUGGGCAGUACAGCUCUCCUGGCGAUUUCAUUGUCGCCCUGAACGUCGCCCAAUAUGGCGGAGGUUUCCCGGGUCCGCAGUGUUUCAAGUCCAUUACCAUCUCAUUCGGGGGCAAAACUGCCCAGGCCACCAUCAUGGACGAAUGUAUGGGGUGCCCAUACGGCGGGCUUGACUUCUCUAUUGGUCUUUUCAGUCACUUCGCUUCUGAAGCUGCAGGCGUCCUUUACGGAUCGUGGUGGUUCGAUGAUGGCGCUAGCGAGCCUGCACCAUCCACGAGCUCCGCAUGGACGCCCACAUCAACCCCUGAUUGGUCCACACCUACGCCUACACACCAGUACCACCCCGCCGAUACGCCCUCCACCACGCCUACAGCCCAAAUUAGCAUCCCUUCUGAAACUGCAACUAGCACCCUUCUACAACCGCAACCAGCACUGCUUCUGAGACACCCACUAGCACCCCUUCUACAACCAACGCCACUGCUACUGUUACGUACCCUUCAAACUCGACGGUGUCGACCUAUAACAAGGAUAUACCACUUUCUACUGGCGCACCCAUCCCCGUACCUAUCCCCGACGCUUCGCAUCUGGAAAACCUUCAGAAUAUCGGCGAAGCCCUCAUCAACCUUGGUACUAUGUUAAUCUCAUGCCAGCGGGGCAAUUAGGCUACUUUUGGCAAAGGCCCCUUCUCUCUCGUCAGUGUUAUGUAUUGGGCGGGAGGUCCGCCGAUCUUAGCCUCGUCGGGUACGUAGCGUCUGUUCUUAAUACGUGACUGAGGCUGCCGUGAUGAUUCUGAAUUCGU